Molecule: messenger RNA, 1023 nt
Organism: Paramacrobiotus metropolitanus
Lineage: Eukaryota; Metazoa; Tardigrada; Eutardigrada; Parachela; Macrobiotidae
Product: RILP-like protein 1
Exons: 4
Coding region: 1-1023 (340 amino acids)
Molecular function (GO): protein dimerization activity
Source: RefSeq, a predicted model, not a curated record
AUGCACUGGCCAAAAGAAUGGCAACCCGACGAGAACUUAAAGGACAACCUCGCCAAGGUCAAAGACGACCUCCGGGAGACCGCCGCCCACCUCCAGGACCGCGAGACCGAAGCGGCGACCCUCCGCGCUGACCUGCAACGGGAGCGCACCGCGCUGCUCAACCGCAAGCAGCGCCACAACACCCUGCACAAACAGGCCCGUAAGUUGAUGGAGGAGCGCAACGCGCUGACGGGGCUCCUGCGGCAGAGCCUCCUGACCCCGGCGGACUUGGAGGCCCGUCUGCGGACCGCCGGGAUCCCGACCAGCGUCCCGGCGGUGGCCACGGAAAAAUCUUACCUCCAGGCAUUGUUUGAGAAGACCGGGACACCGCUGGUAUCCCCGGAGGAGGUCCCCGAGGUCCCUGAGACCCAGGAGCCGUUGCGGCUGGUGCAGAGCCAGCGGGAGGUGGGCGGGGCGGUGGAUAACGGGGAUAUGCCGCGGUUCACGCUGAACGAACUGCGCCGGAUGCUGAACGAGCGCAACCACCUCAAGGCAAAGGUCAUGGAGCUCCAGGAUGAGCUGGCCGCCGGGAAGACGCCGCGCGCCGCCUUGGACGCCCAUCUGCAGCCGUGGCGUAACGAAAAUCCGGCGUCGGGCAGCACGGCGCCGAUGCAGCGUUGCCGACGAGGCGGAGUCAAGCGCGCUGGCGUCGACGGAGGCGGACAGUGUGGCCAGCCAGACGGACGACGAGGAGCGUGCAGGGCCGCGAGCCCGACGACAAACUCGCCGGCGCCGCAGUCGCAGCAAGCCCCGCCCCUCCAUCAUCCGCAACCUGUACAAAGGCCUGUUCGGCGAGAAGCUGACGGCCAUCGUGAAAGACGGCAUCUUCUACAAACUGGCCGAGAGCAGCGCCCAUUUGACGGACUAAACCGAUGGCCAACCGCCCGCGGACGCCAGUCCCCGCUCUUCCCGGAUCUCAGCCCCUUUCGAUUCCGCGCUUCUUCAGCAGUCUUGUUGAUCAGCUUUAUUUUGAAAAUGUUUUGA